AUGGGAUGCAACUGCUAUUAAGUGGGAUAUUAUUUACAGAUGUAUUCAAUAAUUAUAAAUAUGGAAACAAAUAACUAAUUGUAAAUGAAGUAACUCUUUUAAUUGAGUGGACAUAAACAUGGAGUUGCAGUAUAAGGAGACGAAAAUUUAAAUUUUAUAAAUGGCUCAUAAGAUGAUAUUCUGCAUUCCUGGUCCAAAGAAACUAAAUUAAAAAGUGUAUAGGCUCAUUAGGAUAUCAUCAGGGAAAUUCUACCUUCUCCUUUGGGAGGGUAUUUGACAUGCUCUAAUGAUCAAACAAUUAAACUCAGGUCUAAUGAUCUUGAAUUGAUUCAGACCUUUUUAGGACAUAAAAGCUUUGGUUUUACAAUGAAAGUUCACAUGGAUCAACUGAUUAGUGGAGGUAAGGAUAGAUUAGUAAAUAUCUGGAAUUUAAAUGGUAAUCCCAAACAAACCAUUUAAUUGCCUGAUGCUGUGUUGAGUGUAGCUAUCAAUAAUUAUAAAGACAUCAUUAUUGGAACAAGUGAUGGCAAGGUCUGAAUAUCUACCUCUGAUCCAGCUAGAUAUGCUCCUUAGAGUGAAAUUAAAGGGCUAGAGUAGGAAGCCUUGUUAGUCAAUGCCAAAAAGGAAGGAG
Messenger RNA from Paramecium octaurelia, 631 nucleotides. NCBI's taxonomy places the organism in Eukaryota, Ciliophora, Oligohymenophorea, Peniculida, Parameciidae. The record is from the annotation of a GenBank genome assembly.